AAAAAAUGAAUCCAACAAAAUCAAAAUCCACAAGAAACAACUUUAGCUCUCUUGUGGUUCUUGCUCUAUUCUUGCUUCAACAAAGCCUUCUCCAUAAUCUAUUUCUCGUUGAGGCUACUUCUACUAAAGUUCACAUUGUGUUCUUAGGAGAGAAGAAGCAUGAUGAUCCUGUAGCAACUAAAAAGUCUCACUAUAAGAUGCUAUCUGACUUCUUAGGGAGCAAGGAAGCUGCGAAGCAGUCUAUUCUUUACAGCUAUAGACAUGGCUUUUCCGGGAUUGCUGCAAGAUUAACAGACGCCGAGGCCAAAGCUAUAGCAAAAAUUCCUGGAGUUGUGAAGGUAAUUCCAGACUACAUUGUCAAAGCUCAUACGACUAGAAGUUGGGACUUCUUGGGAGUCCCCCACAAAUAUUCGCCACAAAGUCCUUUAUCUAACAAUCUGGGGCAAGGAACUAUUAUCGGCGUGAUUGAUUCAGGUGUAUGGCCAGAGUCUGAAAGUUUUAAGGAUGAUGGCAUGCCUCCAAUCCCAAAACGCUGGAAAGGCAUCUGCCAAACGGGCAAAGAAUUCAACAGCACAAAUUGCAACAAGAAAAUCAUUGGCGCUCGGUGGUUCGCGAAAGGAUUGCUUGAAGUCAAAGAUCUGGGCAUGGAACUCACACAGCUUCACAAAUCGCCAAGGGAUAUUCAUGGGCAUGGAACUCACACAGCUUCAACUGCCGCUGGGAAUUUUGUGAAAAAUGUAAACUAUAAAGGACUGGCAGCGGGAGUGGCGAGAGGCGGAGCGCCUCGUGCUCACUUGGCGAUCUACAAGGCCUUGUGGGCGGAAAGUGGAGGCGCUUCAUCUGAUAUUCUAAAAGCAAUCGACAAAGCCGUUUACGACGGCGUUGACAUCAUAUCCGCCUCUCUUGGCUCGCCCGUUCCUCUUCUGCCUUUCGAUAAGGAUCCAACCGCACGUGCUACUCUCUUGGCGACUGCAAAGGGUGUAACCUUUGUUGCAGCGGUCGGGAAUGACGGUCCCGUCUCGCAAACUGCUACACACGCCUUUCCUUGGACCAUAAGUGUUGCAGCCACCACAAUUGACAGAGCCUUCCCAACGGCCAUUACCCUUGGAAAUAACCGCACUUUCUGGGGCCAAGCCCUUUCUUUUGAAAAAACUAAAGAUGCUUUUGCUGACCUGAUAUCCUCAGAAUCCAUACUUCUUAUUCUUCUCAGUGAACAAAAUAGUUCUCCAACUGCAAAGUUGAGGUAUCCAAAAACAGUUACAGGAAUAUUGCCAUCCCCGAAAGUAGCGACUUUCUCAUCCAGAGGACCAAAUUCCUUGAUCCCGGAAUUUCUCAAGCCGGACGUAGCCGCCCCGGGAGUGGAUAUCUUGGCUGCACUACCAGGAGGUAAAUAUGGAUUUAUGUCAGGAACUUCAAUGGCAUGUCCACAUGUAUCAGGGAUUGUAGCUCUCAUCAAAUCAGUUCAUAAGGAUUGGUCUCCUUCUGCCAUAAAAUCAGCUCUUGUCACUACUGGUUCUCAAGUUGGAACAGAUGGAUCAAACAUAUACGUAGAGGGUCUAAAUCGUAAACUUGCAUAUCCAUUUGACAUGGGUGGUGGCCUAGUUAAUCCUGAAAAAGCAUUGGAUCCUGGUCUCAUUUACAAUGUCACUAUAGAGGAUUAUUGUCAAUUUCUCGCCUCUAUAGGUUUCCUUGAUGCAUCGAUUUCUGUUUUAACCAACGUGAGUAUAAACAAUUCCAAUCGAAAAGGCUUCUCUGCAUUGGAUUUAAACCUUCCUUCUAUAACAGUCCCAAAUCUGAGAAAUGGGGAGAAAGUAAUAGUGACAAGAACUGUGACAAACAUUGGAGAUGUAAAUUCAGUGUAUAAGGCCGUGAUCGAGGCUCCUCCAGGCAUAAAAAUAACGAUUGAACCCCAAAUUUUGAGGUUCAAUUCAACCAUUAAAAGCUUGUCGUUCAAAGUUAGCUUCUUCUCAAAUCAAAAACUGCACGGAUAUUACAAAUUUGGGAGCUUAACUUGGAGCGAUGAUAAGCAUCUUGUGAGGAGUCCCAUAGUAGUUCGUGUCAUCGCAUUUAAAUCAUUUUCUGAUCAAUAAAAUGUCACAAGUUUAUUAGUACAUUAAUAUGGGGCUGAUUUUACCGUGUGGUUUGGCUGUUUAAGGAUUGUGUUUAUCCCCCUUUAUCUUGUUUUGGACUUUGUCGUAUGU
This is a messenger RNA of Morus notabilis, 2201 nucleotides long. RefSeq names its product subtilisin-like protease SBT3.6. Lineage: Eukaryota; Viridiplantae; Streptophyta; Magnoliopsida; Rosales; Moraceae. The coding region runs from base 6 to 2090 and encodes 694 amino acids. Gene Ontology annotation, molecular function: serine-type endopeptidase activity. The record is from RefSeq and is a predicted model, not a curated record. The transcript is spliced from 9 exons. Gene Ontology annotation, biological process: proteolysis.